GCCCCCGACUCGGGGCCCUAGUAACAUCGGUGGCGUCUUGGGGAGAUAAAAGCAACAAGAUGGGUUUGCUGUCAAUCCUUCGGAAGCUAAAGAGCACACCAGAUCAGGAGGUUCGGAUCUUGUUGCUGGGUUUGGACAACGGGGGAAAGACCACUCUGCUGAAACAACUGGCUUCCGAGGACAUCAGUCACAUCACCCCCACACAGGGCUUCAACAUAAAGAGUGUUCAGUCUCAGGGUUUUAAGUUGAAUGUGUGGGACAUCGGGGGACAGAGGAAGAUCAGACCCUACUGGAGAAACUACUUUGAGAACACUGAUGUACUGAUUUACGUCAUCGACAGUGCAGACAGAAAAAGAUUUGAGGAGACGGGGCAGGAGCUGGCUGAGCUGUUGGAUGAGGAGAAGCUGAGUGGGGUUCCAGUGCUGAUAUUUGCCAACAAGCAGGACCUGCUGACUGCAGCCCCAGCCUCUGAGAUCGCUGAGGGACUUAACCUGCACACCAUCCGGGACCGCGUCUGGCAGAUCCAGUCCUGCUCUGCCCUCACCGGGGAGGGGGUACAGGACGGAAUGAACUGGCUCUGCAAGAGUGUCAAUGCUAAGAAGAAGUAGCACCGAUGUCCGUUUUCACACACCCUGAGCCUUUGGGAGGACAGGGUGUACCUGUGAAUGUACACACUACAUCAACAUGGACUUGAAGAGAGUUUUUAACCGCCUGGCUGGCCUCUACACAUUGUUUACUAAACUACAACUCUUGCUAGAACUACAACUUCCAUGUUGCUCUUCAAAAUGGAGUGGGGGUACAAAGGGAACUCAUCCCAGGAGACCAGAGACGCCCCUCUCUGUCCUAACCAUCCCACCUCCACCCUGUCAAGACACUCCACCUCAGCCUAAACAUCCCACCUCCACCCUGUCAAGACAUUCCACCUCAGCCUAAACAUCCCACCUCCACCCUGUCAAGACAUUCCACCUCAGCCUAACCAUCCCACCUCCACCCUGUCAAGACAUUCCACCUCAGCCUAAACAUCCCACCUCCACCCUGUCAAGACCCUCCACCUCAGCCUAACCAUCCCACCUCCACCC
Molecule: messenger RNA, 1079 nt
Organism: Oncorhynchus masou masou (cherry salmon)
Lineage: Eukaryota; Metazoa; Chordata; Actinopteri; Salmoniformes; Salmonidae
Product: ADP-ribosylation factor-like protein 3
Exons: 6
Coding region: 60-608 (182 amino acids)
Biological process (GO): cilium assembly
Cellular component (GO): cytoplasm; microtubule cytoskeleton
Molecular function (GO): GTPase activity; GTP binding
Source: RefSeq, a predicted model, not a curated record